UUCGCCUCCGGUCCUGUUUGGCCCACGCCGCGCGCCGUCGCGGGCUCCGUGCGUUGCCAUAGAGACCCAUGAGCGCUGAGGGGCGAGCGGCCCAGGCGCCGGGCUGCCGGGGACCAAGAGCACGAUGUCUUUCCGCGACCUCCGCAAUUUUACAGAGAUGAUGAGAGCCUUGGGAUACCCUCGCCAUAUCUCUAUGGAAAACUUCCGUACACCAAAUUUUGGACUUGUGUCUGAAGUGCUGCUUUGGCUUGUGAAACGAUAUGAACCUCAGACCGACAUCCCUUCCGAUGUUGAGACUGAACAAGACCGAGUUUUCUUCAUUAAGGCAAUUGCCCAGUUUCUGGCCACCAAGGCACAUAUAAAACUCAAUACUAAGAAGCUUUAUCAGGCAGAUGGGUAUGCAGUGAAAGAGCUUUUGAAGAUCACCUCUGUCCUUUAUAAUGCCAUGAAGACCAAAGGGAUGGAGGGCUCUAAGAUAGGAGAGGAGGACAUCAGCAAAUUCAAGUUUGAUCUUGGCUCAAAGAUUGCAGACUUGAAAGCAGCCAGGCAGCUUGCUUCUGAAAUCACCUCCAAAGGAGCAUCUCUGUAUGACCUGCUGGGCAAGGAGGUAGAGUUGAGGGAACUGAGAACAGAAGCAAUUGCCAGACCUCUGGAAAUAAACGAGACUGAAAAAGUGAUGAGAAUUGCAAUAAAAGAUAUUUUGGCGCAGGUGCAGAAGACUAAAGAUAUGCUCAAUAAUGUGGCCUCUGAUGAAGCUAAUUUAGAAGCCAAAAUCGAGAAGAGGAAAUUAGAACUGGAACGAAAUCGGAAGCGGCUUCAGACUCUGCAGAGUGUCAGGCCAGCCUUUAUGGAUGAAUAUGAGAAGAUCGAGGAGGAGUUGCAAAAGCAGUAUGACAUUUAUCUAGAGAAAUUUCGAAAUCUGGCUUAUCUGGAACAGCAGCUCGAGGACCAUCAUAGGAUGGAGCAAGAGAGGUUUGAGGAAGCUGAAAACACUCUGCGCCUGAUGCAGAACAAGCUGAAGGAGGAAGAGAAGCGCCUGCUCCGGAGUGGAAGUAAUGAUGACUCAGACAUUGACAUCCAGGAAGAUGACGAAUCUGACAGUGAAUUGGAGGAGAGGCGGCUGUCCAAGCCACGGCCGGCCAUGGAGGUGCUCAUGCAAGGAAGACCCAGCAAACGCAUCGUGGGCACAAUGCAAGGCGGAGACUCUGAUGACGACAUGGAAGCAGCACCAGCUCUCUUAGGUAAAUGCAAGAAUUCCAGCUCCAAGAAGCAGGAGGACUCCGAGGACAGUGAGAUUGACAUGGAGGGUGAUGAAGAAGACGACGAUUUGGAAGAUGAGAGCAUUGCCCUCUCGCCAGCUAAGCCCAUUCGAAGGGUCCGGAAGCCCGAGCCCCUGGAUGAGAGCGACAAUGACUUCUGACCCUCUUGCCCAAGGGACCAGACUGAUUAAAUCCCUCAGAUCUAUAUAGGUAAAUGGGAAGUUGGAAGGUUAGGAAGGAAACCUAUUUUGUUCACUAAACUAGUUGGACUCAUUAAUGAAGCAACACCUAGUUGUUCUUUAGCCUCCUCUGUGUUAUUCCACAGAGCUUCAAUAAGAACUGAAGUAAGCCCCAAAGAGAAUGUGUUUUUUUGCCUUAUUUAUGUCCUGAAACUUGGGGAAUGCAUGUGUUCUUAGAGAUGCACAUGCACGGGACAAACACCCAAGGAGAAAUAAGGGUCGGCACCAUCAGGUCUUGGCUGUUGUUGUGAUGUAUUUGCCUCUCAGAGUCGGGGGGACGGACGUGGGGCUGGGCACCAGGACUCACUUUAGGAAUUGUGGGGGAGUGUACAAUUUUGGACAUUUACGGUAUAUUGGCUUUUAAUUCUAGCUUUUGUUUCGUUGUCUUAUUUUCUUCUGUAUGUUCACAAUACCAAGCUUGUUCUGAAUGAAAGUUAGCUAAGUCAAAUGAAAACCCACUUUCAUUAAAGAUAAGAUAACAGAGAGAUGCUCCAGAAUAUAAAUGCUCCAUUUUCUCUCAGAAGGUUGACAUUCCUCCUUAGGAAAGCAAAUUAAAGAAGAAAUGUUGGUACACACUUGUGUUUCUGACUCUAAAAAGAUGAACCAGAAUGUAUUAGGUUGAGUAGCACUAGAAUAAUUACCCUGAUGUGAAAUGAGAAGUGACAGGUGGACUUGUUUUGUUUUUCUGAUAUGGAAAGCACAGCAGUUUUCAUUUAUUUUUCACUUAUAAAGUCAGAAGACUUCUGGAGUUACUUGACUCAUAAUAAAUGUAUU
This is a messenger RNA of Zalophus californianus (California sea lion), 2272 nucleotides long. It is a transcript of the gene IFT38, whose product is annotated as clusterin associated protein 1. Gene Ontology annotation, cellular component: cilium; intraciliary transport particle B; centrosome. Lineage: Eukaryota; Metazoa; Chordata; Mammalia; Carnivora; Otariidae. The transcript is spliced from 13 exons. Gene Ontology annotation, biological process: cilium assembly. The record is from RefSeq and is a predicted model, not a curated record. The coding region runs from base 125 to 1420 and encodes 431 amino acids.